AUGCAUCCUGGACAUCAACAUUCUCCUCCACAACAAACACCACAACAAUUACAAAUAGGCGGUGCUGCACAACCAUCUGCAGUUGAUUCUAUUUCCAAAACACUGGCUAAUAUGAAUUCUACUCAACUUUUUGAAGUCUUAUCACAAUUUAAAUUACUUGUACAAAGCAACAUGGAACAAGCCCGUGCAUUACUAACUCAGAAUCCUCAAUUGUCAUAUGCACUUUUUCAUGCCAUGUUAUCACUUAAUCUUGUGGAAACAUCACUAUUACAGGUAAAGAGAAUUAUUUGGCCCAUGUUAAUCGUAUCAUAUCUUGGUGUUCGUCGAUCUACGAAUCCACCUCCUAUAGCUCCUACUUCAGGAUACCCAGCACCGGUGAUUUCAAAUCCUGUUAAUGUACAACAACAACAACCACCACCACCAUUAUAUGGUGCACAACAAAUGGUACAACCACCUCCAAUACAAGCUUCUAUUCCGCUAGGAAUUCCCGGCGGAAUGAUGCCGAUGGGGAACGUAGGAUUACCUCCCCCUCAGCAGAACCCUGUUGCUCCAAUACCGAGUGGCGUCAAUCCUGUUAAUCCUGGUUUAAGCAAUGAUAUACAAAUACAAGAGCAACAAAAAGCUUUAUUAAUGCAAGUGCUUCAAUUAACUCCACAACAAAUCGAUUCGUUGCCUCCCGAACAACGAAAUCAUAUAAUGGCAUUGAAAGCGCAACUCAUGUAUCAUCAAACUUGA
Molecule: messenger RNA, 735 nt
Organism: Ambispora leptoticha
Lineage: Eukaryota; Fungi; Glomeromycota; Glomeromycetes; Archaeosporales; Ambisporaceae
Source: the annotation of a GenBank genome assembly